UGUUGGGGGUGAUUUCAUAAAUUAUUUAUUUAAUUUAGCAAUAAAAUGGCAAAUAAAAUGAUAUAGCAAAGAGAAAACGAUGAGUUUUCGAGGACGUGUUCUAAAAAAUAAGUGUAUUUACUCAAGAUCUGAUUCAACAUAGAAAUGUCUAACUUUCAAGAAAUAGUUAAUUUGAACGUCGGUGGCACCAAAUUUGCUACAUCAUGGCACACGUUAACAUGGGUACCAGAUACGUUUUUUACCGCCCUCCUCAGCGGGCGAAUUCCCACGGUGCGGGAUGAAACAGGUGCUAUAUUCAUUGACAGAGACCCCAACUUGUUCUCGCUAAUAUUAAACUACCUUAGAACUAGAGACAUUGAUUUGAAUGAUGUAAAUUUAAGAGCCCUAAGACACGAGUGUGACUACUUCGGUAUCACACCUUUGAGUAGAAGAUUAGCAUUAUGUGACGAAAUAAAUCACUCAUCCUGUGGGGAUGUACUAUUUUAUGGAUAUCUUCCACCACCUUUAAAUGUUCCUAUACCUGGCAGCAACAAUGGCAGAAACUCUGCGACAGUGUCAAGGAAGAAUUCAACAGCAUCAAAUGCAGAGGGAACAGUAAAUAGAACACACUCUAGAAACUCAUCUUUAGACUUGCGUACUGUUGGAAGAAUUCCUUCUCAAGAUCAGCUGAGUCGCUGUGGAAGAGGACAUUCAAGGGCAGCUUCACUUGGGAAUGCUGAGAUCUUGAAGGGUCUGAGAUCUGCAGAAGGGAACACAUGGAAUGAAAACAUGAAAGUUCAAAUAAUAAAGGCCCACCACAACUGGAUAGCUGUUGCUUAUUCUCAUUUUGUUAUUGGCUACAGAUUGACAGAUUCUUGUGGUUGGUAUGUGGUGUUUCAAUCUCCAGUGCAAGAUUCUCCUAUUGAGCGGAUAGCGCUUAACGCUAAGUCUGGCAGUAGCGCUACCUCAAGUGGCAACAAUAAUGCGGGUACUGAUGUGAUGCUCGGCAUCUCCAGUGGGCCGUUAGUGAGGCUGUGGGCUUUCUCCACUCAUGCUGAGCCUGUUAGACGAACACUGAUAGGCACAUUCAACCUCGGCGUGCGAGUGGAGCACCUGCUGUUCGUGGGGCCGCAGCUGGUGGCGCUCAGCGGUGGCGGAGGGGGCCGCAGCAAGGCCGGCGUGUGGCACACCAGCACACAGCACUGGCAGACGCAGGACGUGCCGCAGCUGUCCGCGCACGACACCGCCGGCAGCUUCCUGCUGCUCGGCACCGCCGCCGGCACCAUUAAUUAUAUUGAUAUGCAAAAGUUUCCUCUACGUAUGAAAGACAAUGAUCUCCUCGUGACGCAGCUAUACAAGGAUCCAAACCAAGAGCCCAUUACAGCUAUAUCAGUGUACCUUACUCCCAAAACAAAUCUGUGCGGUAACUGGAUAGAGAUAGCGUACGGCACGCGGUACGGGUCGGUGCGCGUGAUCGUGCAGCACCCGGAGACCGUCGGCCACGGCCCGCAGCUGUUCCAGACGUUUACUGUGCACCAGAGCCCGGUUACCAAGGUAUCCCUGUCGGAGAACUACCUGAUAUCGGUGUGCAGCGAGUACAACCACGUGCGGUCGUGGCGCGUGACGCGGUUCCGGGGGAUGAUCUCCACGCAGCCGGGGACCACGCCCAAGGCGGCGUUCACCGUGCUCGCGCUAGAGGCGCCGACCGCGCAGGCACAUAAUGACGCUGGACCGUAUGGUGAACAGGACGAGGAACAGAUAUUUAUACAAAAGGUCGUCCCCGACACUGAUACUCUGUACGUGCGACUCGCUUCCAACGGGAAAAGGGUAUGCACGAUCCGGUCCGUUGACGGUUCCGGUGUAUCGUGCUUCGUGGUGGCGGAGUGCGAGGGGGCGCUGCGGCCGCGGCGGCUGCUGGUGUGCGGGCACCGGUCCGGCGCGGCGCAGCUGUGGGACCUAACCGCGCACAUCGACCGCGCCGCGCGCCCGCCCCCCGCCCCGCCCACCGACGCGCCCGCACCGCGCGCCGCUCCCCCUGGCGAGGGUGAAGAAUCACCAGUGGGCGACGGCGGACCGAGCGCGGACGAGCUGGUGCGUCUGCUAGCGGCGUGCGACCUGGACGCCGCGCCGGCCGCCCCGACCGCGCGCCCCGACCCCGCCCCCGCCGCGCCCGCAGCCCCGCCCCUCGCGCCCGCCCCGCCCACUCCCCGCGCGCCCGACCGCCCCGCAUGA
Molecule: messenger RNA, 2211 nt
Organism: Aricia agestis (brown argus)
Lineage: Eukaryota; Metazoa; Arthropoda; Insecta; Lepidoptera; Lycaenidae
Product: BTB/POZ domain-containing protein KCTD3
Exons: 13
Coding region: 145-2211 (688 amino acids)
Biological process (GO): protein homooligomerization
Molecular function (GO): protein binding
Source: RefSeq, a predicted model, not a curated record